AUGAUGGGAUGCAGAAGGGGUGUUGUGAAGAUUCAUCUGCGUCAGUUAGGCAAGGAUGGCCUGGAGAUUCCCACCAUCGGAUUCGGCCUGAUGAGUAUGAGUGUCGGCUACGGCUCACCAGAGUCCAGCGCCUCAAGCUCCUCGACGGCCGACAUCUACGGCGACUCUGAGGGCGUGGUAGACAAGUGGUUCAAGCUGCACCAUGAGCGCCGAGACGAUAUCUCCCUCGCCACUAAGUUUGGCCUAAAGGUCGAAGGGGCCGGCAUCCUGGCGGACCCGUCACCUGAGCAUUGCCGUGAGAGCAUUGAGCGCAGCCCGAAGCGGUUGAAUGUAGAUUGUGUCGACCUGUACUACAUGCAUCGUGCCGAGGAGAAGGUUGCUAUUGAGAGGACGACGGAUUACUCAACAUCAUGGGAGGGGGAGGGGGGCAAGGCCAAGUACCUAGACCUCUUAGAGGUCUCCUCAGCUACUCUUGGGCGGGCCAACGCCUACAACCCCUGGACACUCGACAUGGAAGACCCAUCGGGCACCAACCUGCUGGACACCUGCGUCGAGCUCGGCGUGUUCAUCUUCGCUUACGCGCUACUGGGAUGCGGCAUCCUGACGGGUCGGUUCCGAUCCGUCGACGACUUUGAGGAGGGUGACGCCCGGCGUGGUAUAACCCACUUCCAGGGCGACAGCUACAAGAAGAACCUCGUCGUCAACAAGCGCAUAUUUGUGAUCCCUGGGGCCCAGAAGAUCAAGUAUCUGGAAAAGAACGUAGGUGCGUCGGCUGUGACGUUGACCAAGGAGGAGCAGCAGGAGUUGAGGAAGCUAGUGCUGGAGGCUAGGGUCGACAGUAAGCAAGAGUUUGGACUUUGUGGACACUGUCCCUCAGGAGAGGCAAUAGUGUGA
Molecule: messenger RNA, 894 nt
Organism: Ilyonectria robusta
Lineage: Eukaryota; Fungi; Ascomycota; Sordariomycetes; Hypocreales; Nectriaceae
Product: NADP-dependent oxidoreductase domain-containing protein
Exons: 6
Coding region: 1-894 (297 amino acids)
Cellular component (GO): cytoplasm
Source: RefSeq, a predicted model, not a curated record